This is a messenger RNA of Punica granatum (pomegranate), 1355 nucleotides long. The record is from RefSeq and is a predicted model, not a curated record. Lineage: Eukaryota; Viridiplantae; Streptophyta; Magnoliopsida; Myrtales; Lythraceae.
GAACAAAAACGGGGGAGGGGAGCCGAAAGCAGAAGAAAGAAAAUGGGAGAACCUCCCACCCAUAAUUCCCGAAUCAAGAACCAUCUGUCUCUCGAAGGCCGAAGCCCACCUACUUGGCAACCCCGAGACCGGACCACGUCAACCCACAAUGCAUGCCCACGCGGCACCACCUGAACCCUCGACGUCGCCUCCAUGCACAACUCACAGUCGAGAGAUCUCUCCCUUAUAUCCUCUCUGCUAGCACACUCUGGAAAGGCCGCAACAGAGGUUAGUAGCACAACUGAGGACUGGAGAAUGGCUUCGAGCGACAAGGAGCCGGGAACGAUACCGCAGGGCCUUGGUGGUUGCGACGGGGGCCCACCAGGACGGCCGAUGACGGUGGGGCAGCACAUGCUCUACAAGGGUGCGGAGAUGAUGCAGUCGCUAAAGCCGGUAAAGCAGAUGAACCAGCACGUCUGCACCUUCGCUCUCUAUGCCCAUGACAUGAGCCGGCAGAUCGAGACCCACCACUACCUUACCCGACUCAACCAGGACUUCCUCCAGUGCGCCGUCUACGACUCCGACGACUCCUCCGGCCGCCUCAUCGGGGUGGAGUAUGUAGUAUCGGACAAGAUAUUCGAGGGGCUGCCCCCGGAGGAACAGAAGCUGUGGCAUUCCCAUGCUUACGAGAUCAAGAGUGGUUUGUGGGUGAAUCCCCGAAUCCCAGAGAUGGUGGAGAAGCCCCAGCUCGAUAAUCUGGCCAAAACCUAUGGCAAGUUCUGGUGCACUUGGCAGGUCGACCGAGGGGACAGGCUGCCACUUGGAGCACCGGCGCUGAUGAUGUCUCCGCAGGCGGUGAAUCUUGGGAUGGUGAGGCCCGACCUGGUGCAGAGGAGGGACGACAAGUACAACAUUUCCACCGACGCCCUCAGGGCCUCGAGAGUCGAAAUUGAGGAGCCUGAGUGGAUCAAUCCCCGGGCUGAUUACUGGAAGCGACAUGGAAAUGGGUUCGUGAUCGAUGUGAAGCCUGCAGAGAUGAAGCAAAUCGCUCCCUUUCCUUGAGGAGCAGAGGUAGCUAUAUGCAUAGUGUAGUAAGUCAGACUAGCUGUAGAGUAUGGAGCAUCUAUGGAGGAAAAUCAGGGUUGUUUACACCGUCACUUAUAUUUUUUUGUGGGCUCUUUUGUUGUUGAUCAACUGUGGCGCCUGUCGGAUGUUUCAGGAAUUUUGAACUAUAUAGCUGAUGAAAGUUUGUCCUUCUAUAGUUUCUCCGUUGAUCAAUCAAGCUCUUCAACUUCUUUCAAUGUAAAGUUUAAACUGUCAGACGGAUGUGUCAAAUGGGGUCUGGUGAGAAUUGAAUUCAAUAUAUUUUGAUUCCA